This is a messenger RNA of Schistosoma intercalatum, 1928 nucleotides long. Lineage: Eukaryota; Metazoa; Platyhelminthes; Trematoda; Strigeidida; Schistosomatidae. The record is from the annotation of a GenBank genome assembly.
AUGGUUAGGUUGCUACGAUUGGUAUUGCUCCGUCAUGUGAAGAGUUGCAGAUCUUUAUAUGUACAGUUUGAAUUACCAAGUUAUCUGUUACCCAAGAAAAAUCCAUUACCUUCUUCCUGUUUGGUGAUCAACAGUAUGGGAAAUAUAUGUAAUUUUCUCUGUCCUCAAAAUGUUAACAGAUGUUAUUCAACCUCCGCAUUAGAUGCUUCAAUUCAUGAUUCAGACGUAAAACUUUUAUGUGAAAAUGAAGCCGUACCUAUAUCAGUGGAAAACAUUAAUGACAGUGAUGAACAUGUAACAAGUGUUGUACAUAAAGAAUCAGUUUCAAAACACAAAGAGAAAUCAUAUAACAGUACUCCUGGUCAGCUCAAGUCUAUAUCUUCUUCGCUGCAAGGUCCGAAAGUAAUAAAAGAGUAUGUAAAAUUUCCUUUUCUUACGGACGACGAGAUGGGAAAUUGGAUUAUUAAGUCUCGGUUCAUGUUUAUAUUACGCGGACCACCUGGUUCGGGGAAAUCUUUUGUGUCGGAGUGCAUCCGAAUUCGUUUUCCCAUGGCUAAGAUCUUUUCUGCAGAUGAUUUCUUUUAUUUAGAAUCGAACGGCUAUGAGUACCAAUUUGACACCAGUCGAUUGAGUGAAGCUCACGAGUGGUGUCAUAAUAAUGCUUAUAAUGCUGCUUGUUCUGGAUACAGCCCAAUAGUUAUUGACAACACAAACACAAGAAGUUGGGAAACACGUUAUUACACAGAUAUGGCUCGUCGUUUUCACUACUUUGUAAUCAUGGUCAUCCCACAAACACCAUGGCGAUUUGAUGCGGAAACUUUAACUAUGCGUAAUGUACAUUUUGUCAGUUUAGAGACCAUUGAAGCUAAAGUCCGGAAUUUCGAACAUAUCUAUCCAUUGUAUUAUGGUUGGUUUUGGUCGGCACCACCGAGUGAAACAUAUUCAAAUCUUGACAUCUCAGAUACUUCACGAGACAUGGUUAGUAGAUCAGGUAAACGGUGUAAAAGCUCUAUUCACUCAAACCCAUGUAUGGAAUUGAAUCGGUUGCUUAAAUGGGGAUGGGAUGCUCUUAAUACUAUUAUAGAAUUACCCGGAGUACAUCAUGAAUUAAUAAAUGCUUUCGGUCUGCCCCAAGAUGCAACUGUACAAGAUGUAAUAACUCAUUGGGAAUCCGCUACAAUACCUGACUUCGGGACUGGCUUGAAAACUUGCAACACACCUAGUAUUCCUCAUGUAACAGCUAAAUUUUCCGGAUGUGGUCGAGCCGUCGGUGCAGAACAUUAUGCUCUACGUAGAUCUGUGAAUGAAACUUUACUGGGAAAAUUAUUCACAGUACAAAUUAUCGGCUUGGUGAUCACUCCACGUACAAUAGGUGCUAGGGUUAAACUUCCAAAUGAUGAGGUCAUUCGACAUCUCUGGGCUGCCAACGAUCAAGAAGUUGUAUUCCCAGAUAAUAUUGGUAUAAUGCCUGUGAAUCGUCCAACUGGUUGUCGUGCUCACGUUACAAUGGCUUUAGCAACUGGUGUAUCCCCAGCAGAAACAGGUCUUGAUGUACUACGUGUUGUAGACAUGGAGUUGAACAAUCGGCCAGGCGAUCAUGUAGCAAUUAUUAAAAAUGGUUCUGUUCGUCGACUUAUCAUUCCAAAAUUACAUUGUAAUACUUCACCUGAACGCUGUUUAGUAAAGGUACCAAAUAAAUUAAACUAUCAUCCACGUAAUAAUAAUAACUUUUACGUUAAUGGUAUCUCAUCCGUUCCGCUCUCAGAUUGUGAGACUAUUUAUGUGUACGAUCUUGAUUUUCCUCAUCACUACCGUGUUACUUUUGCUGCUUCUUAUUGAGUUAUCCUUUCAUAAGUUUCCAUUAAGUCAUCAUUAAUUGCCAAUAUCUUCUUGCCUAUCUGUCUUACUUUGAAUCGGUUCAAUUACCU